Euleptes europaea (tarantolino) is the source of this 882-nucleotide messenger RNA. It is a transcript of the gene KCTD17, whose product is annotated as potassium channel tetramerization domain containing 17. The transcript is spliced from 6 exons. Bases 1 to 777 code for a protein of 258 amino acids. The record is from RefSeq and is a predicted model, not a curated record. Gene Ontology annotation, biological process: proteasome-mediated ubiquitin-dependent protein catabolic process; protein homooligomerization. Lineage: Eukaryota; Metazoa; Chordata; Lepidosauria; Squamata; Sphaerodactylidae. Gene Ontology annotation, cellular component: Cul3-RING ubiquitin ligase complex; cytoplasm. Gene Ontology annotation, molecular function: cullin family protein binding.
AUGAGGAUGGAUGGCGGGGAGGCCAGGCAAGCGGCGCCCAGGGCUGCCUACGCCUGGGACAGCCGCCCCGCGCCUCUCCCCGCCGCCCCCCGCAGCAAGUGGGUGCGGCUCAACGUCGGGGGCACCGUGUUCCUCACCACCAGGCAGACCUUGUGCCGCGAGCAGAAGUCGUUCCUCUGCCGCCUGUGCCAAGGGGAGGAGCUGCAGUCGGACCGGGAUGAGACAGGUGCCUACCUCAUCGAUCGGGACCCCACGUACUUUGGACCCAUUCUGAAUUUCCUCCGACACGGGAAGCUGGUCCUAGAUAAAGAUAUGGCCGAAGAAGGGGUUCUGGAAGAAGCUGAAUUCUACAACAUCGGCUCUCUAAUCAGACUAAUAAAGGACAGGCUGGAGGAAAAGGACUACACUGUAACACAGGUGCCUCCAAAGCAUGUAUACCGAGUGCUGCAGUGUCAGGAGGAAGAGCUCACCCAAAUGGUUUCCACUAUGUCUGAUGGGUGGCGCUUUGAACAGCUGGUGAAUAUUGGGUCGUCCUAUAAUUAUGGGAAUGAAGACCAGUCGGAGUUCCUGUGCGUGGUCUCUAAGGAACUGUGCAGCUCGCCCAAUGGCCUGGGAUGCGAGCCCAGUCGAAAAGCCAAGAGCGUGGAGGAGGAUCCAGAGCAAAAGGAAGAGGAACAGCAAGAGGAGGAGGAGGACGAGCAGAAACAGGAGGAGGAGGAGACAGAAGCUGAGGCUGAGGCAGACGCAGCGGAGGAGAAAGGUGCAGCAAACCCCUGAGGAAAGUCAUGAGCCAGACAAACACAAGCUGAAAGCCAUCUGCUCCCUUUGGGUGAGAGUUGGUGGCAGGGAGGCAUUCUGGGAGGGGGCUCUGGGCAGGGCUCU